ACAGAAUAAUGACGUUUAUGUGAUUGUGAUUGUAAAUUUUAUUUCUAGCUGUUUUUCUAGACAAAAGCAAAUAUAGUAGAAUAAUUAAUGUGAGUAGGAUUUCUGCAGAUAUUCGUUGAAACAAUGAAAUGAAAGAUGAUGGGAGAUCAGUUUCGUAAAGUCGAACAAUAUUCUCCAAAAUCAUCUCCAAGAGGGGCCAGGUCCCCUGUUGUAUCACGUCAAGAUUCUUCGGGAACAUUAAAAACGACAAUUUUGCUGGGAAAGAAUCCUUCGAUCGUCCCCAGUGGACCUUUCUACUUGUUGAAAGAACCACCUGUGGAGUCUGAGCUAACAGGAGCCACAAAUUUGAUGACCUACUAUGGUCUGGAGCAUUCUUAUAGCAAGUUUAGUGGCAAAAAAUUGAAGGAACAGUUGUCAUCAUUUCUUCCUACAUUACCAGGAGUUAUUGAUUCUCCUAGUCAACAAGACAACAGUUCUCUUAGAUCUGUUAUUGAAAAACCUCCCAUUGGUGGGAAAGAGCUGUUACCACUCACAAAUAUACAAUUGGAUGGCUUUAGAUUACAUCCAGGACCUCUUCCUGAACAAUAUCGCUAUGCUAAUGCAGCACCAAUAAAGAAACAUAAAAACAAACAUAAAAAACAUAAGCACAAGGAAGGUGGAUUACCUAGUCAAGAAACCACUGUAUCUGACACAAAUAGUGAAACUCAUGAAAAGAAACACAAGAAGCAGAAAAGACAUGAUGAGGAAAAGCGGAAAAGAAAGAAAGAAAAGAAGAGGAAAAAGCAGAAGCACAGUCCUGAACACAGUACUGGUUUAACACCCAGUCAGCAUUCCAGUUGAACAGAUCUUCCUAUUACCCUACCUAUUUUAACAUUAUAUAUAAUUCAUCAUAUUAUUAUAAUUCUCUAUUAUAUUUUCUCAAUU
Phaedon cochleariae (mustard beetle) is the source of this 924-nucleotide messenger RNA. NCBI's taxonomy places the organism in Eukaryota, Metazoa, Arthropoda, Insecta, Coleoptera, Chrysomelidae. The record is from the annotation of a GenBank genome assembly.